UUUUUCUAAGAUUCUAAACCCAACAACACACUAUUUUUGUCUUUGGAUUUUGGUUUCUCGCAAAUCUGAGGGUUCGGUUUUUUAGAACCAAAACCUUCGCUAUUUUCCUUUCUCUUCUCUCCAUACUCCAUUCCACAAAACCCUAAUUUCUAAACCCUAAACCUCUCGCCAUGUCCGAUCCCGAACCAAAAACCCGAACCCGAACCUACAACCCUUACAAGGACCUCGACGUCCCAAUCCAAAACCUCUACCACCUCCCAACUUCGCCGGAGUUCCUCUUCGUCGAGGAGGCCCGCCGCACGCGCCGCUCCUGGGGCGAGAACCUCACCUUCUACACCGGCUGCGGCUACCUCGCCGGAGCCCUUGGCGGCGCCACCGCAGGCCUCGUCGACGGCGUCAGGGCAUUCGAGUCCGGCGACACCGCGAAGCUCCGAAUCAACCGCGUGCUGAACGCGUCGGGGCACUCGGGUCGGGCCUGGGGGAACCGGGUCGGGAUAUUAGGGUUGCUCUACGCCGGAAUCGAGAGCGGGAUCGAGGCGGCGAGGGACGCCGACGACGUGUGGAACAGCGUGGCGGCGGGGCUCGGCACCGGCGCGCUGUACCGGGCGGCGAGAGGGGUGCGAUCGGCGGCGGUGGCCGGAGCUUUGGGCGGCGUUCUCGUCGGAGUCGCCGUGGCGGGGAAGCAGGCGCUGAAACGAUAUGUGCCUAUAUGAAUAUGAUCGUCACGUGGUUUGUGCGUGACACGAAAAUUUUCAAUUUUUUUUAUAAUUUAUCAAUUUUUGAGGGAUAAUUGAGGUUAAUUUAAGUAAUAGGGUAGAUUAUUAGUGUGUUAUAUUAUAUCCUAUAUGUUGUUGCUGUUGAAGGCACUAGGGUCUUGCGGGUUGCAAAGUUUUGGUGGAAUCCCAUAACGGUUUCAAUGUGUAAUUUGUUGAGUCAUUUUGUGAUGAAUAUUUAUUAGUUGGAUAUGGAUUAUAGUAUUAAAAAUAGUAAUUCUUGUGUUUCCUUGUUC
This is a messenger RNA of Cajanus cajan (pigeon pea), 1009 nucleotides long. Its product is annotated as mitochondrial import inner membrane translocase subunit TIM23-2. Gene Ontology annotation, biological process: protein import into mitochondrial matrix. Gene Ontology annotation, molecular function: transmembrane protein transporter activity. The record is from RefSeq and is a predicted model, not a curated record. Gene Ontology annotation, cellular component: TIM23 mitochondrial import inner membrane translocase complex. NCBI's taxonomy places the organism in Eukaryota, Viridiplantae, Streptophyta, Magnoliopsida, Fabales, Fabaceae.